Molecule: messenger RNA, 890 nt
Organism: Gossypium raimondii (Peruvian cotton)
Lineage: Eukaryota; Viridiplantae; Streptophyta; Magnoliopsida; Malvales; Malvaceae
Exons: 9
Coding region: 51-698 (215 amino acids)
Source: RefSeq, a predicted model, not a curated record
CCCCAACUAAAAAUGUCAUAAUCCCGCCAUUUUAUCAACUGUAAAAAGCCAUGCCUUUCUCGCUCAAACUCACGCCCAACUUCGUCCCCCACAUCCCUGACCCUCAUCGUGGUUUCAAUCUGAUUUCAUUUUUAAGCAUUUCUGGAAUUCGCAAUUCCACGAGCCUCGUCUCUCUGAAUUCCAAGAAGCUCUCUUGCUCAAUCAACGGCGACAACAACAUUGUUUAUGGCCCAACUGAUGACGGCAAUUAUUCAACGAACAAUGAGGGUUCGACGGCUGGAAAGAGUGAGGCUAGUCAAGGACAAUCGUUUUUUUCAUCUAAAGAUGUGCUGAAGAAGUUGAGACAAUAUGGAAUUUCUGGGGUGUUGUCUUAUGGACUACUGAAUACAGUUUACUACCUCAUUACCUUUCUCUUGGUGUGGUUUUAUGUUGCCCCAGUACCUGGUAGAAUGGGUUAUAUGGCAGCUGCUCAGAGAUUUCUCAAGGUUAUGGCCAUGGUUUGGGCAGGAAGCCAAGUGACUAAGCUUGUUAGAGCUGGCGGGGCCCUUGCUCUUGCCCCAUUUGUAGACAGAGGAUUGUCGUGGUUCACUCUCAAAUUUAAGUUUGAAUCUCAGGAAAAGGCUGCCAUUGUGAUUGUAGGAUUUUGUUUUGGGCUGGCUUUGACGCUGUUUUUGGUUGUGACAGUGCUUUGGGCAUAGGCUAUUUUUUUGGUUCUCACCGGUUUUCAAUUUUGGGCUGUCUUACAUCCUAUGAAAUUUUUUUAGCUUUAUGAUUUUGGUUUCAUAUACUCUUUUAUUUCUUUGUAGAUUAUAGAACGUUCAUGUAAAAAUAACAGUAGAUUGGAUGUUUUUAAUUUUUAUAAUAUCUAUGCUAAUAUACUUGUUUUAAAA